CCGAGUAAUUCAACACUGAUUUCUCUCCGUAUGAGCGAGGGACAGACGGGAUGCAAAAAACUCCAGCGAGACUCAUCACUUGGACUCUUGGAAAGGUGACAUUUUGAAUAAACAAGACAAAGACAGAACAACACGAGCGGGGAAGAAGACGCGAAGAGGCACAAAAGCCGCGUGCUUUUUCUCCAUCAACUUCCAAGAAGCGCGACCAUGCAGCCCGUGAGCUAGUGCCCGAUUAUUGUUUCGACUUAUCACCAACUGAGUGAUCAGUUUGAGAGAGGAGGCCAAUAGAAGAGAAAGGAAGAACUAAUAAAGACUGUUGCCGUUGAAAAGUAAUGGUCCUGCGAGAUCAAUCUUAGAUCAAGACUUUUUCCUUCUUUUCGCUGCUCAUUUUUCAACGUUUUUGGACUCGCCGGGACAUCUGACUAAACCUGGAAGCGAACUGCCCACAUGGUCCAGCCCGUAGCGUGAAAGUUGAGUUCUUCAGAAUAUCCGAACAGCUGCUGAAGCAGGUGAACUGCAGUAACGACAGGUCCAGGGCCAAAGUGACCGCGGCAGACCAGAGCAGGGCCAGGUCAGGGCCAGAUGUGGGCCAGAUCAGGGACGUGUCGCAGCCCGCCGUGUUCUGGCAGUUGGGCAGUAAGCAGCUGGCGUUCCAGCAGCAGUUGAUCCAGAUGCAGCAGCUGCAGCAGCAACACAUCCUGAACCUGCAGAGACAGGGCUUAGUGGGCCUGCAGCCGGGACAGGGAGCUGUACCUAUACAGAGCCUGCAGCAAGCCAUGUGUCCCCCGGAGCUCCAGCAGCUGUGGAAGGACGUAGCGGGCGGUGUGGCGGGUGCGGAGGAGCAGGUGAAGCACGAGGGCCUGGACCUGAGCACCAACAGCUCCAACUCUACCUCAUACUCCAACAGCAAGGCCUCGCCGCAGAUCUCACACCACCCGGCCCUGCCCAACGGACAGAACCCCCUACACACUCCAAAGAGAGACCGAGCAAGACUCUUUGAGUGGAUCUCGUCCUUCACCAAGGAGAGCAGUGACGAGCACCUCACGCCUUACUCCAAAGGCUCCAGCGCCCACGCGCCCCAUGAGGAGCACUCCGGCACACACCCCCUGUACGGACACGGAGAGUGCAAGUGGCCCGGCUGUGAGGCACUCUGCGAGGACAUGGGACAGUUCCUCAAGCAUCUGAACAGUGAGCAUGCUCUUGAUGACCGCAGCACAGCCCAGUGCCGAGUGCAGAUGCAGGUGGUGCAACAACUCGAGAUACAGCUGGCCAAGGAAAGUGAACGUUUGCAGGCUAUGAUGACCCAUCUUCACAUGCGCCCUUCAGAGCCAAAGCCUUUCAACCAACCUCUGAACCUGGCCUCCAGUGCUUCCCUGCUGAAGCGAGACAGCGAGGCGUACCCAGAGGGCUUACCUCACCCGCCCACCUCCGCGGCUGCACCAAUCACGCCGCUCCGCCAGGGCCCGUCCGUCAUUAGCUCCUCCUCCCUGCACGGCGUAGGGCCAAUCCGCAGACGCAACUCCGACAAGUACUGCACCCCCAUCGCCUCAGAGCUGGCGCAGAAUUGUGAAUUCUACAAGAACGCUGAUGUCAGACCUCCCUUCACCUAUGCCUCCCUUAUCCGGCAUGCCAUCUUGGAAGCUCCCGACCGUCAGCUGACCCUCAACGAGAUCUACAAUUGGUUCACACGAAUGUUCGCCUACUUCAGACGAAACACGGCCACAUGGAAGAAUGCCGUGCGUCACAAUCUGAGUCUGCACAAGUGUUUUGUGCGUGUGGAGAAUGUGAAGGGGGCCGUGUGGACCGUGGACGAAGUGGAGUACCAAAAGAGGAGACCACCAAAGAUGACCGGAAGCCCUACUCUGGUCAAGAACAUGAUUUCUGGGCUCGGCUUCGGAUCCCUCAAUGCCAGCUACCAG
This is a messenger RNA of Sardina pilchardus (European sardine), 1919 nucleotides long. RefSeq names its product forkhead box P4 (gene foxp4). Gene Ontology annotation, biological process: regulation of transcription by RNA polymerase II. The record is from RefSeq and is a predicted model, not a curated record. Gene Ontology annotation, molecular function: DNA-binding transcription repressor activity, RNA polymerase II-specific; RNA polymerase II cis-regulatory region sequence-specific DNA binding. Gene Ontology annotation, cellular component: nucleus. Lineage: Eukaryota; Metazoa; Chordata; Actinopteri; Clupeiformes; Clupeidae.